Saccostrea echinata is the source of this 601-nucleotide messenger RNA. Its product is annotated as NPC intracellular cholesterol transporter 2-like. Gene Ontology annotation, molecular function: sterol binding. Gene Ontology annotation, biological process: intracellular cholesterol transport. NCBI's taxonomy places the organism in Eukaryota, Metazoa, Mollusca, Bivalvia, Ostreida, Ostreidae. The record is from RefSeq and is a predicted model, not a curated record. Bases 77 to 508 code for a protein of 143 amino acids. The transcript has 4 exons.
CGAUGUGAAUACAUACAAAUCACGUUUCUACACUUACUUUUAAGAAACGUGCAAUUUUCUGCUCCAGUGAAGCAUAAUGAUCCGGACGUGCAUUAUUCUUGCUAUUCUAUCACUUUCCUUUGCUGAUAAUGUGAAAUUCAAGGACUGUGGUUCCGUCUCGGGAAAAAUAGAAAGCGUUGACGUUAAUCCAUGUCCGUCAGAACCUUGUCAACUGAAGAAAAACACCAACGUCACAAUAUCCCUCGACUUUACACCGAGUGCCAAUUCGGCCACUUUUAAGACAGUUGUCCAUGGAAUUAUUGGAGGGGUACCUGUCCCAUUUCCAACCUCUAACGGGGCAGUCAACCCCCCUGUUCCCGUCCAACCAAAUCAAAAGGUUACCUAUACAAACUCCAUCUUUGUUGAACCAGCUUAUCCUAAGAUAUCACUCCUUGUAAAAUGGGAAAUUGCAGACGCAUCAGGGAAGGAUUUUGUGUGUUUUGUCGUACCAGCGAUGAUAGUGGGAUAGACCAAAUAUAAAAACACUACCGACUAAAUAUACAUGUUUGAAUACUAUGUUAUACAAGCCUGACAAUAAAAUUGAUUUUUUUCCCCACACAAA